GAUAAUUUUAAAAUAUUAAAUUUGAUUAUUUAAAAAAAAAUGAGCGUCAGUUUUGAAAAGAUUGAUGAAUACUAUGCUAAGAGAAAUAAACUCUUUGAAGAAUUCAAGGAAAGAAGAAGACAAGAAUUAGGUGAUGUCCUUGGAAAGGAAAUCACUAUUACUCUCCCAGAUAAUAGUACUAGACCUGGUAAGGCUUACGAAACCACUCCACACGAUAUUGCCAUGUCCAUCUCUGCUGGUCUUGCUGCUAAUUGUGUCGUUGCUAAAGUCAAUGGUGCAUUGUGGGAUAUGGGUAGAGCUCUUGAAGGUGAUUGUACUUUGGAAUUGUUAAAGUUUGACCACCCAGAAGCCAAGGAAGUUUUCUGGCACAGUUCUUCUCACGUUAUGGGUGAAGCUAUGGAAGAUGUUUUCAAAUGCUUCCUCUGUAAGGGACCUCCAUUGGAAGAUGGUGGUUUCUACUAUGAAGCCUACAUGGGUGAUAAUUCUGUCUCCGAAACUGAUUAUCCAAAAGUCAAGGAUGCUGUCACCAAGAUUAUCAAUGAAAAGCAACCUUUCGAAAGAUUGCUCAUCACCAAGGCUGAAGCUCUUGAAUUGUUCGCUGAUAACAAGUUCAAGGUUGAAAUCUUGUCUGAAAAGGUCAAGGAAGGAGACUAUUGUAGUGUUUAUCGUUGUGGUAGAUUGAUCGAUCCUUGCAAGGGUCCUCACUUGUUGAAUACUGGUAAAGUUACCACUUUUGAAGUCACUAAGAACUCAUCAUCUUACUGGAGAGCUGAUGCUAGCAAGGAAACUUUGCAACGUGUCUAUGCUAUGUCUUUCCCAGACAAGAAACUCAUGAAGGAAUGGCAAACUUUGAUGGAAGAAGCUAAGAAACGUGACCAUCGUAUCAUUGGUAAGGAUCAAGAAUUGUGGUUCUUCCAUCCAUAUGCUCCUGGUAUGGUUUUCUUCUUACCUCACGGUCAACGUUUGUUCAAUAGCAUUCAAUCAUUGAUGAGAAAUGAAUAUUGGCAUCGUGGUUACUCUGAAGUUCAAACUCCAAAUGUUUUCCACAGUGAUUUAUGGAAGACUUCUGGUCACUGGGAUAAGUAUGCUGAAAAUAUGUUUGUUUUGGAAAUUGAUAAGGCUCAACACAGCUUGAAGCCAAUGAACUGUCCUAGCCAUUGUCUCAUGUUCAAACAUAGAACUAGAUCAUACAGAGAAUUGCCAAUUCGUUUUGCUGAUUUUGGUGUUUUGCAUCGUAAUGAAUUGAAGGGUGCUUUGACUGGUAUGACUCGUUUAAGAAAAUUCCAACAAGAUGAUGCUCACAUUUUCUGUCGUCCAGAUCAAAUUAAGAGUGAAAUUAUGGGUGCUUUGCGUAUGAUGCAAGACAUUUACAAGAUCUUUGGUUUCGGAUUCAGACUUUUCCUUUCUACUAGACCAGAAAAGUAUCUCGGUGAAAUUAGUCAAUGGGAUGAAGCUGAAGGUCAAUUGGAAGCUGCUUUGAAUGAAUUCGGUCAUUCUUGGCAAAAGAAUGAAGGUGAUGGUGCCUUCUACGGUCCAAAGAUUGAUAUUCUCAUUUCUGAUGCUUUGAAGAGAGAACAUCAAUGUGCUACUGUUCAAUUGGAUUUCCAAUUGCCAAUUCGUUUCGAUUUGACUUAUGCUGCUGAAGAUAAGACUGAAUCUAGACCAGUUAUUGUCCACAGAGCCAUCUUUGGUUCAUUGGAAAGAUUCUUGGCUAUUGCUACUGAACACUUUGGUGGUAAGUGGCCUUUCUGGCUCUCACCAAGACAAGCUAUCGUUGUUCCAGUUUCCAACAAGUGCAACGAAUAUGCUGAAAAGGUUCAAAAGAGGCUCCAUGAAGCCAAGUACUACGUUGAUGUUGAUUUGAGCAGCAAUAGAAUUGACAAGAAGAUCAGAAAUGCUCAAUUGUCUCAAUACAACUAUAUUUUGGUUGUUGGUCCUAAGGAAAUGGAAAGUGACAGUGUUAACAUUAGAAUUAGAGAUAGCGAUAAGGAACAAGGUGUCAAGACUAUUGAAGAAUUGCUUAUCGAAUUCGAAGGAAACAAAGUCCAAUUCAAAUAAAUUAUUUGUGAAUAUAUUUUAAUC
Naegleria gruberi is the source of this 2082-nucleotide messenger RNA. RefSeq names its product threonyl-tRNA synthetase. Gene Ontology annotation, biological process: threonyl-tRNA aminoacylation. Bases 40 to 2058 code for a protein of 672 amino acids. Gene Ontology annotation, molecular function: ATP binding; threonine-tRNA ligase activity. Gene Ontology annotation, cellular component: mitochondrion; cytoplasm. The transcript is spliced from 2 exons. The record is from RefSeq and is a predicted model, not a curated record. Lineage: Eukaryota; Heterolobosea; Eutetramitea; Acrasida; Naegleriidae.